Ananas comosus (pineapple) is the source of this 1630-nucleotide messenger RNA. RefSeq names its product transcription factor MYB36-like. Lineage: Eukaryota; Viridiplantae; Streptophyta; Magnoliopsida; Poales; Bromeliaceae. The coding region runs from base 812 to 1630 and encodes 272 amino acids. The transcript is spliced from 3 exons. The record is from RefSeq and is a predicted model, not a curated record.
UUUCAUGUACUUUCUUAUUGUAUUGAUCUUUCUGUAAUCUCAAAUAGAGCCUAUUUUAUUUUAGCAUUCAAAUUAAAGGCCCCAUUGUUCUCGCCCCAUUAAAUUUGACAUGUACAACUAAAUUGUCAUCUCAUAGGCAUGCACAUAAUUGUCAAAGGAUAGCCACUAUAGUGCUUAUUAGUACAGAAGACCACUGCUAGGAGAUAAAAACGCAACUAAUAAAGCUACAACAAGACCACUAACCCAAUCUUAUUAUACUUGGGGUUUUUCAAGGACAUAUCAAAUCCCUCUCUAAAGCAUUCAAUUUGUAAAAAAUUGGGAAGGUCCUAACACUCUCUAUAGGUGUCAUUGUGGAAGUUGUUUAGGUGACUCUCCUCCAUGGUGACAACUCCUGUAAGCUUCUUCUUUGGAAGCUACUGUGGUGCUUAUGCUUCAUUAAUCAUGCUUCUUUUAAUAUAUAAGUCACAUAAAACUAUUAAAUCAUCUCAUUUUGUUUUACUGAUCACUUUGUUGGGCUAAGUUUUAUCAUUAUGCUUUAAUAUUGUGUUGACAAAAAUGUGCUAUGAAGGGGUAAUUAUCCUAAUUCGCUAAUAUAGUCAAACAACUCUUGCAUGUAACUUAGUUGCUUGUUUUUGGGACUGCUUGGUUCCUAGGAAAAAUAUGGAAAAAAAAAAAAAAUUGAACUCACACAGUUGCUCCCCUCUCUCUCUCUCUCUCUUCCUAUUAAGUUUGAACUCACACAGUUUCAAGCAACAAGGUGGAGAGAGAGAGAGAAAGAGGAGGAGGAGGAGGAGGGGAGAGAGAGAGAGAAAUGGGAAGGGCACCAUGCUGUGACAAGGCAAGUGUGAAGAAGGGUCCAUGGUCUCCUGAAGAGGAUGCAAAGCUCAAGGUUUAUAUUGAGGAGCAUGGAACUGGUGGCAACUGGAUUGCACCUCCUUAUAAGAUUGGGAUAAAGAGAUGCGGAAAAAGCUGCAGAUUGAGGUGGCUAAACUAUCUAAGGCCCAACAUUAAACACGGCGACUUCUCACCAGAAGAAGAUAAAAUUAUUUGCAGCCUCUACAUCAGUAUUGGGAGCAGGUGGUCCAUUAUAGCCGCGCAGUUACCAGGAAGAACCGAUAACGACGUUAAGAACUACUGGAACACCAAACUGAAGAAGAGGCUCCUCGGAAAGCAAAGGCGAGAGCUCAACGGAGGAUGGAACGAGGUCGUCGGCUCGCAAACACUAAAUGCAUCGGCCCUCGAAAGAAUUCGGCUACAAAUACAGCUACAGCAACUCCACUACCACCACAACCCCUCUCUUUGCUCUAGUAGUAAGAUUCUCCAAGGGCAAUGUAGUGGUAAUUCUACAAAUGGUAUAGUAGUGAGCGAGCCUAUCUCAACUCAAGUUGUUGAAUUCGACAAAAUUGAUGUGACGAAUGCAGAAGCUAGUGAGAAUGUAGACGGAUUUAUCUUAGAUGAUCUCUCUUCGCCUUCGCGCGAUCGAUAUGUAGAGGAAGAUAAGAGAAUGAAAGGAGCGGGUUUGAAUUGGUGGGCUUAUGGGGAUGAAUCACCAAUGAGUUCUAAUGGCCUUUUUGCUGAUCAUAAUUUUGAUUCUAUGGUUCAAGGGUAUGGUUCCCCAUAUGAUCUAUAA